ACAAACUUCACCUGGCUUUGGAUGCGGGUAAAUGAUGACCAAACAACAAAGAACAAGCCAAUAGAAAUAAUAACUUUUCGGUACAGCCAUACUAAGUAGAAAGGCAAAUACACUGAGUAAUACUGAUAACUAAUCAGAGUGAAAGUGAUCAUUGCCAAUCGGGAAACGAGCAUACCAAGUCUGCUCAAAUAUUCACGCUGAUGCUAUUUAGCAGAAUCAUAACUUUCGUCACGUUCUAGCACGCUGGCUGUGCUGAUGAUGAUGUACACUUGUUGCUCCGAAUGAGCUUCAAAUAUUCUCCGUUUCUCCUGGGACCAAUGCGCAAUGCUCGCUCUCGCUCUCUCGUGUUUGUGGCGCUCAAACUUCAUCAGCUGUUACUUACUUUGAUGGCUCAGCACGACGCGCGUGACUAUUUAACCAGCUUAGUCGACGGUCAUAGGCGAGAGGCCAACAGCAGCAGCAGUAGCAGAACCACGAGCAUCAUCAUGCAUCAUCUCACAGUAGAAUCCGAUCCUCCCAAUAGCAGCACCGACUACGCCAAAGGCAGGGCCAGUCCGGCAGAGGCCAUGCACAGUCACGAGAACAGCCGAAAUCUGAAGCAAGUGAUCCAGCAAUGGACCAGCUCGGACCGUUUGUCCUACUCGAUUGAGUUGAUACCCAAAGAGGACUUUGUACUGGAUCUGAGUCGUCUAAGUCCCAAGCCGAUGUUCUGCUCGUUACCGUGGAUUUCGGAUAACAACCUUCAGUACCAGCGAUUCGUCGAUACCCCGAUGCUCAAAAUGACCGCCAAAAUUGUGCCUCACUGUUCCGUUAUGAAUCACAUAUCCUGCUACAAUAUUACCGAGACCCAGGUGGACAAGUUCGUCGAUAUGGGCAAUUGGAAUCUGUUUGUGGUCCGUGGCGACACGGUCAGCGAGAACCAGCGCUUCAAGCAUUCGUCCGACCUGGUCGAGUAUCUGCUUAGCAAGAACAAUCCCGAUAUUACCAUUGCCACCGGAGGUUACCCGUACGUGCAUCCAGAGUCACCUUCCAUGGACUAUGACGUCAAAUAUCUAAAGCAGAAGGUCGAUCUCGGCGUGGAUUUCGUCCUGACGCAAACCCUGUACGAUGCCGCCUCCUACCUGCAGUACGUGGACGAGUGCCGCCGGGCAGGAAUCACCGUUCCCAUCGUGCCCGGCAUUUUCCUGCCCAGUUCGUACGACCAGCUCGAAACGGUGCUCAACCUAACGCGGGUCAAUCCCCCGAAGGACGUGCUCACCAUGCUCCACUCGCACGCCCUCGACGAACCGGCCGUCUUCGAAGCGUUCGUGGUGAAACACUUUGUCGACCUGGUGCGGACACUGCGCCAGGAACGGCCCGACGAAGUCAAACUGGUGCACUUCUUCACCUUCAACCGGCUGGGGUUGCUCGCAAAGGUGCUGGACAAGAUUGCGGAUUUGUUCUAGUGGAUGUGGGUGGGGUCUUGUGUAGGUGGGCCCGGAUAAGCUCAAUUUUUGGAGGUCCAGUUGGCAUAAGCCACAUUUGAAGUUAAAACCUUAUUUAUAGCACAGAGAACAGACAUCCGAUUUCGAUUCAAGAGAUUGUAUGGAACACCCAGGACAUACGGAAAGGAGUCGCUGUUAUCCCAAAGUUCCUAAACAUGAUAGUGAACCCAUUUUAAUAGAUUUAUACUCAAAUAAAAAACUAAUCUAACGUAUAAAAUAAAAA
Aedes aegypti (yellow fever mosquito) is the source of this 1707-nucleotide messenger RNA. Its product is annotated as 5,10-methylenetetrahydrofolate reductase. The record is from RefSeq and is a predicted model, not a curated record. Lineage: Eukaryota; Metazoa; Arthropoda; Insecta; Diptera; Culicidae. Gene Ontology annotation, biological process: tetrahydrofolate interconversion. Gene Ontology annotation, cellular component: cytosol. The transcript is spliced from 5 exons. Gene Ontology annotation, molecular function: FAD binding; methylenetetrahydrofolate reductase [NAD(P)H] activity. The coding region runs from base 282 to 1445 and encodes 387 amino acids.